This is a messenger RNA of Rubroshorea leprosula, 2498 nucleotides long. Lineage: Eukaryota; Viridiplantae; Streptophyta; Magnoliopsida; Malvales; Dipterocarpaceae. The record is from the annotation of a GenBank genome assembly.
CAAAACAUUUUUUCCCUUUGUUCCUAAGUUACAGGAAAUUCAGUGUUUUUCUUUAUAUAGCUAGAUUUCAAAGCAAAAGCAGCGCGUUCCUUCAUUGCAUCCGCAUGAUCAGAAGGUGAAAGAUUUUGUUUGAUUAUCAGUUUGGUCACACAAGUUGUUGAUGAUCACGUCGUUAACCUAACAAUUCAUCUCAUUCUUCUCAGAGAAAUCUCGUUUCUUUCACACUUUUUUUGUGCGAAGUUGGCAUCGAAAUUCUUUUAGUCCAUCCUCGAGGUGGGUUUUAAUCGGAGAUGAAGAAUCCGGCGAGUGAUGUUAUGAUGGAGAUUGAGUCAAGCAAACCGGCAGGGAACGGCCGGAUGGUGGUGGGGGGCUUGAGUCCGCUGAGUGAGACCCUUUGGAGGGAUAAGACUAACACCGAGUUCAUCGGAGAUGUGUCCGCGAGGCUGACAUGGAAGGAUCUAACGGUGAUGGUGAGUCGCAGCAACGGAGAGACCCAGAAGGUUCUGGAGGGACUCACCGGAUACGCCGAGCCCGGUACACUGACAGCUCUCAUGGGUCCUUCCGGUUCUGGUAAGUCCACCCUUCUGGAUGCUCUGUCUAGCCGCCUUGCCGCCAACACUUUCCUCUCCGGUACCAUUCUCCUCAACGGCAGGAGAACCAAGCUCUCCUUCGGAACUGCGGCCUAUGUGACUCAAGAUGACAACCUGAUCGGAACCCUGACAGUGAGGGAAACGAUUUCAUACUCUGCUCGACUGCGCCUCCCCGAUCAGAUGCCAUGGCCGGACAAACGUGCUCUUGUUGAAAGCACCAUUAUCGAGAUGGGUCUCCAAGAUUGCGCUAAUACUGUCAUCGGAAAUUGGCAUCUCCGAGGGGUCAGCGGAGGAGAGAAGCGACGAGUCAGCAUCGCUCUCGAAAUUCUGAUGCGACCCAGAUUACUCUUUCUCGAUGAACCCACAAGUGGUUUAGACAGUGCUUCGGCUUUCUUCGUGACGCAGACACUCCGGGGACUAUCUAGAGACGGAAGGACUGUAAUAGCUUCCGUUCACCAGCCAAGCAGUGAAGUCUUCGAACUGUUCGAUCAACUGUAUUUGCUUUCUGGGGGCAAAACUGUUUAUUUUGGCAAGGCUUCAGACGCGUACGAGUUCUUUGCGCAAGCUGGAUUCCCAUGCCCGGCUUUAAGAAAUCCAUCCGACCAUUUCCUCCGAUGCAUCAAUGCUGAUUUUGACAAAGUUAAGGCUACUCUUAAAGGGUCCAUGAAACUUCGGUUUGAGGAAAGUGACGAUCCACUGGAGAGGACGACAACAGCUGAAGCUAUCAGAAAUCUCAUUGACUUCUACCAAACAUCUCAGCAAUGUUACUCUGCAAAGGAGAAGGUCGAGGAGAUAUCAAAAGUUAAAGGGACUGUGCUAGAAACUGGAGGCAGUCAAGCUAGUUUCUUGAUGCAAUCGUAUACUUUGACAAAACGUUCCUUUGUUAACAUGUCUAGAGACUUUGGGUAUUAUUGGCUUAGGCUUCUGAUUUAUAUUGUUGUUACUGUCUGCAUUGGAACAAUUUACCUGAACGUGGGCACGAGCUACAGCGCAAUUCUGGCUAGGGGAGCAUGUGCAUCUUUUGUCUUUGGCUUUGUCACGUUCAUGUCAAUUGGAGGGUUUCCUUCCUUUGUGGAAGACAUGAAGGUUUUCCAGAGGGAGAGGCUAAAUGGUCACUAUGGAGUGGCUGCAUUUGUUAUAGGAAAUACGAUAUCGGCAAUGCCAUUCCUAAUCAUGAUCACCUUCAUCUCUGGAACCAUUUGUUACUUCAUGGUCAAUCUUCAUCCUGGUUACCAGCAUUACCUUUUCUUUGUUCUGUGCCUUUAUGCCAGCGUCACUGUGGUUGAGAGCCUGAUGAUGGCAAUAGCCAGUAUUGUCCCCAAUUUCCUCAUGGGUGUUAUCAUAGGAGCUGGAAUUCAGGGAAUAUUCAUGCUUGUUUCUGGGUACUUUAGACUCCCAAAUGACAUCCCAAAACCUAUCUGGCGUUAUCCCAUGUCUUACAUUAGCUUCCACUUCUGGGCUCUACAGGGGCAAUACCAAAAUGAUCUAAAAGGGUUGUUAUUCGACAAUCAAUCACCAUUUCUUCCUAAGAUUUCUGGGGAGUACAUCUUGGAGAAUGUGUUCCAAAUCGAUGUGCAUCGAUCAAAAUGGAUUGAUUUGAGUGUGCUCUUUAGCAUGAUCGUGAUAUAUCGCGUCAUCUUCUUCAUCAUAAUUAAGGUCAAUGAGGACAUUACUCCUUGGAUAAGAGGAUACAUAGCAAGGAAAAGAAUACGUACAACAUAACAAGGGAACUUAGAACACAACAAUUAUGCUUGUUGCCCUGGCACACUCUCCUUCUUUAACGACUUACGCCGCCAAACCUGCAUCUCAUAAUCUAAAUAUAGGUUUAUAAUUUUCCAGUUACUAUACAUUGUUCAGUCCAUAUUUAUUGGAUGCCUUCAGUUUAUAUAAUAAGUGAAAAUGUGAAAA